Owenia fusiformis is the source of this 3332-nucleotide messenger RNA. The record is from the annotation of a GenBank genome assembly. NCBI's taxonomy places the organism in Eukaryota, Metazoa, Annelida, Polychaeta, Sabellida, Oweniidae.
UCUACAUUUUAUCGUAUAAACUAUAGCAAUGUAACCGACUAUAAAUAUUACAGUUAACCUGUGGGAUGAUCAAUAUGAGUAGGUUGAGUUAUGUAUGGUUGAGUUGUGUAUGUGUGGUGCUACUUCAGCUGAUAAUAUGUCGGGCUGCUGGCCCAGGUUCUGGGCCCUUUACGAGUAUUCGUUUGACCAGGGCACGUAAAGGGCAAGCGGGUCUCGAAGGACAAGUCGAGUUGUUCUUUAACAAUAGUACAAUAAUGAUACCCCAAUGGGGCGUAAUAUGCGGGGAUUUUGAUGACAAUGCUGCGAAGGUUGUUUGUCGAGAGCUCGGUUUUCCAAAGGGCACCAGAGCAGUUCCUCUGCUUGAUUCUCAUUUCGGAAUAAAAGAUAAGCAGACUUUCAUGCACCUCCCCCCGAAUGCAUGUAACGGUACAGAGAAGAGGCUGGUCGAUUGUCAACAUUCGCCUAUCCUUCAUUGGCCUCCAGGAAUUUCAUGUAAGCGCACAAAUAUCCACAGGGACAAUAAGGACGGUUCUGAGAACAUCAUUGGCGUCUCGUGUGAAUCUGAACCAGAUAUUGAAAUUCGACUUGUUGAUGGAAUAGACAACACAGAAGGAAGGGUGGAACUCAGCUACUAUGGUACAUGGGGCACUAUAUGUGACGACUCCUGGGAUGACAACGAUGCCAAGGUCGUAUGUCAACAGCUGGGUUUAUACCAGACCCAUGGCAAAGCAUUUAGCAUGAGGGCCGCCUAUUUUGGAGAGGGCCAAGUUCCUCAUGUGUUCAUGAAUAAAGUUGCCUGCAAUGGUAACGAAGAUAAGCUCCAAACGUGUGGGCUUGUCAAGUCUGUUGGAACCUGCCUUAAAAGUAAAGAUGCAUCCGUGUCAUGUCUGAGAACGCCUAUCCGAAAUAGGGUCAGAUUGGUAGGAGGGUCAGACUACGCAGGUAGGGUGGAGGUUUACCAUAAACACAAAUGGGGAACUGUUAAAAGUAGCAACAGACCAUUCGGAAUCGACCAACAUGCUUCAACAAAUAACUUUGAAAGAGUCAUAUGCAGACAGCUAGGCCUUACAUCAAACUUGGAUAGUGCGACGAGGUACCUCGGAUCACCAUUUGGUUAUGGAUCAGCCAGAUCACUACCAUACAUCAAAUGUUUUGGAAAUGAGUCAUCGGUUGAAGAUUGUGUGCUUGAAUGGUCCUCUAAUCGUUAUUGGCGUGCCCCAGGGUGGUUCCAUUUAUCAGAUGCAUCUUUGUCGUGCAAACCGCAACCGCUAGAAGUGAGACUCGCUGAUGGUGCCAAAAAGUCUCAAGGUCGUCUUGAGGUUAACUUCAAUGGUAUUUGGGGAACCGUUUGUGAUGAUCUAGUAACAGUUUCUGAUGCUAGAGUCGUAUGUAAGAUGCUUGGGUACAACGACAACAGAGGUAUUGUCGUACCAAGGGGAACUUUCCCUCCAGGAGAUGGAAUUCGAACAUGGCUCUCAGCGAUGAGAUGUAAAGGAUCUGAGACGAUUAUUGAUACAUGCGACAGAAAUAAGAUAUUGCAAAAGUUUGGGAAGAAAUGGGAAUGUGGACAUUCAGAGGAUGUUGGAAUAGACUGCGACCCUCCAAUAUCAUCAGAGUUAUGGAGGCUUUCCGGUGCGGGAGAAGGCGUCGGUGUGGUGCAGUACAACUAUAAUCUUACUGGCUUAUGGGGAGUAAUUACAAUAUUCGAUGUUAAUAUAAAAAAGGCACUCGCCCCGCUAAUUUGCGAUCAUUUCGGGUACGAUCCCGAAAAUGCAAAAUCACUGCGAGAUUUUGACUACUACGACUCUAGUAAAGGUCUUCCCGUUAUUUCAAACAAAAUCAGUUGUCCAACCCCAACGACUUCACUGCGUGAUUGCAAUGUCUCUCUUCUUCCACAACCCUCAUUCUCAUCACCACAUAGGAACAUGCUCAUCGUAUCAUGUAUACCAGAGGACACAGGAAUUCGACUAGUUGGUGGUAAAGAUGACACGGAAGGGAUGGUGCAAGUUAGGGGAAAGGGUAUGUGGGUAGGCAUGGGAGAAACAGUAUCCAGUCAAUUCAACGACAAUCAUGCAGCUGUUGUUUGUCGACAAUUGGGCUUCAAAGAUACGUCAGAGGCAACGUCUUUAACAGAAGCCUACUUUUCUAAAAUGGAUGUUUCAAACCCGAUUGCGUUGCGAAUUAACGAUAGAAAUUGUCCGUUGGAGACAAAUAAAGACAUUAUGAGCUGUAUAUAUUCUGCGUGGUUUAUCAAUACAUUUCCACCGGUGGAGCCUGCCGCCGUAUCUUGUGUUAAACCAGCACGUGAAACAAUAAGACUCAGUGGAGGAUCUCAUUCAUACGGCAGAUUGGAAGUGUUGUACAAAGGAGAGUGGGGGACAGUUUGUGCUGCUGACUGGAGAGAACGGCAGUCCAUUGUUGCAUGUAGACAACUGGGCUUUGGGAGCGCGUUCGCCCAACAAAUACAAUCUGGAACGUCAACAAAAGAAAAUGUUCCUGAAAGGAUUUGGUUGUAUGACGUUGAUUGUACUGGGGAAGAGAAAAGACUGGAAGGAUGUCGACAUAACGGUUGGGGUUGUGCUCCUUGUGAGCAUGCGGAAGAUGUUGAGAUUACAUGCGAAGAAGUUCUGGAAGAAGUUCGUCUUGUGGAUGGAAUCGGUCCCUACACUGGUCGGUUGGAGGUAAAACAUAUGGGUGAAUGGAAGUCUGUGUGCUCCUACAAUGGAUGGGAUAAUAAACUUGAUUCUAAAACUGUAUGCAAUCAACUAGGCUAUACAACUGAUGAUCCAAACUUUAUUUACGCUGCGCACAACGAAAAGAUCCGCAUGGGAACUGAUGAAGAAUUUUCCAUGGUGAGGAGCAGGGUAACUUGCGACGGGACUGAGGACAACCUCGGACGAUGCAGUCAUCUACAUGGAUUCCUUUCUUUUGUCGAAGUUACUCCCUCCAGUCUCGGCAGUGCUUUGUAUAAUUGGUGCGUUCACGAAGACAACUCUGUGUGGAUCUACUGCCCAACUGAGACACCACUUGUAAAUCCGACGGCUGAGUCCUGUAGCGAUGGUUGGUUCCUUGAGAAUAUUGUGACUGAUAAAAUGGUUUGCGCAAAGAAAAUAAUCAUGGAAGAUUGUUCUGCAGCUGGACGCCUCACAGGUUAUCCACUCAUGUGUGAAGAUGACGCAGGGAACAUAUCUAUGACGGGGUUGAAAAGUGUUGACGGCUGUCCAACAGGUUUUGUGACAACAUACGAUACGUUUGAUGAAAGCGAUAUAGACUGGAUGAAUGAUGUUAUGUCAGCAUAUGGAGAUUAGAGAAACGUUUAGAAAAAUAUAACU